AUGCUAUGCUUCCUAUCAUUUUCAGCGGUGGUCAAUGCGCUGGCGCAUCCAUCUCAGGAAGUUUUGGAAGCACCUUCAUUUUCCAAUUCGAUUGGUGAUGCCUCAAGGGAGACUGCCUUUGGAGUUACCGAAUCAGCGCCGCAAGGGUCAACUCACGACCCAAUUCUGAAUACCUUGCAGGAUCUUAUCGCCGCCCUGCAGGUAAUGCAGGACAAGUACUUUGUGCUGUGGCAAGGCACGUGGCCAACCAGCAUCGAUUGGACCGCUGCAGUGUUGGGCACCCACGUUUCGGCAGCACUCUCGUCUCUAACCUCAGGUCCACUUGAUAUUCCCGAUACGGAUGAAUUGCAAGGAUUAUCCUUUUUCAGGCUGGAGAAUACUGUCAAUCGUUUUUUCAGCCAGAUUUCCGCGUUCUACUUUGGCGAAAACGCUUUCAGUCUUAGAAACCAGGCUUACGAUGACAUGCUAUGGGUCGUGCUAGGGUGGUUGGAGAAUAUCAAGUUCCAGAAUCUUCACUCGGAUCUUCACUAUGUCUCCUCAAACGACAGUUCUAGAGAAGCUUGGUACGGCACCCAGUUCCAAAGCUCUGCUGCGCACAGAGCGCGCAUAUUUUACGAGCUCGCCUCAGCUGGUUGGGACAAGACCCUCUGCAAUGGCGGCAUGAUCUGGAGCCCAUAUUUGAUGCCGUAUAAGAAUGCAAUUACAAACGAGCUCUAUAUCUCUGCAAGCAUCGAGAUGUAUCUGUACUUCCCCGGAGAUUCAAUUGGCGCCCCGUUCCUUGUCGACUCGCAGGGCACACAGUCCGCGCGGAAGAACCCGCACGAUCCUCUUCAUCUCAAGGCUGCAAUUGACGGGUAUGAAUGGCUCAAGAAUUCAAAUAUGACUGGGAUCGGCGGCCUCUAUGCAGAUGGUUUUCACAUCAGUGGCUGGCAAAGCACAUCAAAUCCCGGCUCGGGACAAUGUGAUGACCUCAACACUAUGGUCUACACCUACAAUCAAGGAGUUGUUCUCAGCGGGCUGAGAGGACUCUGGCUAGCCACAAACUCGCAAGUCUAUCUGCGCGACGGUCACGAUCUUGUUCACAAAGUACUACAAGCUACCGGGUGGCCGCAUACCUCCAGCCAGCAGUGGAAAGGACUUGGUCGCGGGGGUGUGCUCGAGGACGCAUGUGAUUCUCGCGGAGUCUGCUCACAAGAUGGACAGACCUUCAAGGGAAUAUUUUUCCACCACCUUUCGGGAUUCUGUCGACCGCUUCAGCCGCAAGAGAAAGAGUUCCUGGCGGAUACGAACCGCAGCCAUGCAACAGUUGACGACUGGGCUGAAGACUAUGAACAGCAUAUGAAGCGUUGUCGAUCAUAUGGUCCCUGGAUUAAACACAAUGCACAAGCCGCUCUCAUGACUCGUGAUAGUGAUGGCAAAUUUGGUGGCUGGUGGGGCCGCCCAUAUCAUCAGCUAGAUGCCAACAAGAUCGUGGAUAGCAGUAUUAUCCCGGAUGGUGCUGUUGACUACCGCAAUGCCGAUUAUGAAUCCAAGUCUUCGACUACAGGUCCCACACCGCAGGACUACAACGAUCGUGGCCGAGGCCGCACGGUUGAAACACAGUCUGGCGGCAUCGCUGUGUUGAAAGCCCUGUACCAAUGGCAAUCAUAUGAUGCUCGAUGA
Molecule: messenger RNA, 1662 nt
Organism: Penicillium vulpinum
Lineage: Eukaryota; Fungi; Ascomycota; Eurotiomycetes; Eurotiales; Aspergillaceae
Product: putative glycosyl hydrolase
Exons: 1
Coding region: 1-1662 (553 amino acids)
Biological process (GO): carbohydrate metabolic process
Source: RefSeq, a predicted model, not a curated record